CCCAGACCUGCUCUCCCAGUCCGACCACAUGAAUGGGGUCGCCCCGCCUGAGUCUGCGCUGCGCGACACAAGCCCCGACAAACCCGAGAGCUCGAGCCAUGGGCGGCACUCUGCCGAUAUGUCCUCGCCGUCUUCCGCCGAUCCGCGCAACAGCGAGUCUAUGCGGAGCACGCAGAUGCAGCCACAGCAACAAGUGCAGGACGGCGGGGCACAGAACGGUGUCGCGGACGGCCCGGACGCGUCUGCGUUCGCGGCUCUGCAGGCCGUGCUCGCGUUCCAGAAGGAGCAGGAGAUGCGGGAGCAGGCCAGUCGGCGGGGGUCAGCCGUGUCCGAUGGCUCUACGCAAGCUCCGCCCUCUGAACCGCAAUCCGCCACUACUUUCGAGGGGGCGAAUGACACCGAAAUUGCAGGUCCCAGCAGGAGCCAUUCCGCAGCCGCGGAGCCGCCCGAGAGCGGAUCGCAGCUUGAACAAGCUCGCGGCGGCGACAGUAUCCCCGAGGCUGGCGCUACGCCUAUGACAGUCGAUGGAAUACAGCCAAGUCCAAACGGAGAGCCCAAUGGAACGACCGAUGGCGACGUCCAUGUCGACGCGCAGUCCUCAGAGACGGCUGUGCAGGUCAAGCAAGCCGACGCCGGCGCGCCACCUGCGCCGAUGGAACAGCUCCUGACUGAGGACGGGAUGCCAAUGCUGAACCCUGCAGAGCUCCUGACACAGGAGUCGCUCGCGUCCCCCCCGGCAUCGUGACCUUUCACAAACUAUGGAAUCCGGGGAGCGGUCGGGCGGAAGUGGGCUGGGACGGGGUUAAUAUCGUUAUAUCUGCCUAUGUUAUAACGUCACUUUAAGUUGUAAUUUU
Trametes versicolor FP-101664 SS1 is the source of this 854-nucleotide messenger RNA. RefSeq lists its product as uncharacterized. NCBI's taxonomy places the organism in Eukaryota, Fungi, Basidiomycota, Agaricomycetes, Polyporales, Polyporaceae. Bases 29 to 745 code for a protein of 238 amino acids. The record is from RefSeq and is a predicted model, not a curated record. The transcript has 3 exons.